Galdieria sulphuraria is the source of this 755-nucleotide messenger RNA. RefSeq lists its product as uncharacterized. The coding region runs from base 90 to 653 and encodes 187 amino acids. The record is from RefSeq and is a predicted model, not a curated record. NCBI's taxonomy places the organism in Eukaryota, Rhodophyta, Bangiophyceae, Galdieriales, Galdieriaceae. The transcript has a single exon.
GAAGCUCCCAUUAUUCAUCGCUACAAUUUGAUUUGUUUUGGGUAUUGGUUACGUUGUAAGUUGCGGAAUUUUUCAGUAGCAACAAAAAGAUGCAGGAAAUUGUCAAGUCGCGUUUUCAACUUUUACGCUUGUCUUCUAUUCAAUUCUUAUGUUCUCGUUACUGUUUCGUGUUGGGUUUGAAAACAAGUAGUUCCUCUGUGGUUGCGAGACAGAAGAAGACGGCGUCCACCUCUAGACGCAAAAGAGCAACGAAACUCAAACAGCAACAUACCACAAAGGAGAUGAUGGAUUUACCUCUAUCAACCGAACAAGAGAUAGGUUCUGUGGAAGAGACAGAACCCAAUGGCAAUCAAUUGUGUCAUCUAUCGGAGGAAAUGAAAGGUUACGUAAAGUGGAUGCAAGAUGGACUUUUGAACGAAGAAAUUGGUACGAACCAGAAGCAAUGCGACUCAGGUUUGUCAGAACAAGUUGAUGUUGCAGUCUCAAAGGAAAGGGUUGAUCAUCGAAUCUAUUUAAGUCGUUGGCAAGAGCUCUUCCAGUUACCGAGUGCUCGAUAUCAGUCACUCAAUGAUGAGCGCUUGUUGAUGUUAAACAAAAGUGCUCCCAGUAUGACAAGAGUUUUAUUAUUGAUGGAAAAUGGGUUUCAUAAAUAACUGACUGAAAUUGUUUCAUUUCAUUCAUUGACUUGUUCAACCAUGAAAGGUGGAUGGUUGUGGACCAGAGGAAGUGGUUUCUUGUCUUUCACAACUGUAUCA